Exophiala bonariae is the source of this 2673-nucleotide messenger RNA. RefSeq lists its product as uncharacterized. The transcript has 8 exons. NCBI's taxonomy places the organism in Eukaryota, Fungi, Ascomycota, Eurotiomycetes, Chaetothyriales, Herpotrichiellaceae. The coding region runs from base 1 to 2673 and encodes 890 amino acids. The record is from RefSeq and is a predicted model, not a curated record.
AUGGCCGAUAAAGAUGGAGUGAAAGUCCAGAACAAUAAGGACUUGUUUUCGCAGCUGCUCAAUUUGUACUGGAAGGCUGUCGCGAGAGAGGUGCAGAACAUGAUCUUAUUCUACAAUGAGUGCGGUGAACUUCUCAACGUGAAUGCCAAUGAACUUGAUCCGAACGCCGAAAUAGCUGGAGAAAAUUUCAGGAAACUCUUCAGAAUCUGGACCAAUGUCCCCAAUGGAACCACCAAGGUCGACUUUGAGCAGGUGCCGCUUUACAAAGAAGCACUCAGAUUCGCAAAAGACCAUUACGAUCUCCAGUCGCCCCAAGAUCGAUUUUCUCGAUACCUUCUGCAAUCAUCGGCUUUUCUCGAUCUCGAUGUCGUACAUGAGCCAGCUCAGUUACUGUUUCCAAGCCAUGAAGCCGGACUUCCAAAUGUCGAACAAACGAAAACUUCCUCCAAUAGCCUGCUUAACAGCUUGGGAGGACUGUGGAGAGGAUUGGUCUGUAGCGAGUGCUCCUACCUCAUCAGAUCUCCUGUCUUCUACGAAUGUGACAAUGGCUGUCCAUUCUCUCCGGAUCCCCCUCUGCUGAUAGGAAGAACUAUGCAAACUGGCCGCAUAGUGAUUGACCGCGCCGUUGCCCCCGAAGAUGUUGUCAGGAGGCUCUGUUUGAGCUGCGCAGUGCAAGAAAGUCAUCAAAACAUCUGUGACGUCGACCACUUCUCAAGGAAGCGCCUGGAACCUCGCCAGGAGAAGAACGUAAAAAGGUUUCGCGAGACAAUAAGUCACGAAGAGGACAAGCGCCACCGCGCGCAGCAGGGCGAGAAGCCAUCCACACGUCUUUUAUUGAACUCUCUCGCCGGAUCUCGAGCUUGGGAUAUAGGGCAAAUCUCUUCCGCUCUCAAAAGCCUCGACACCACCGCCCUCUUCGAGGCUUACACUCAAACGCUCAUCAAAAGCUCUCUUGGAUCUACUCUGGAUGAGGCCCUCGCUUUAGUGACCCCAGCAGGCUCCUUCCAUUUGUCCCUGAUGUUCGGUCCAUUGAUAUUUGAGAUGGGCGUCCCCGGAACCAGAGGAGUGCUCAUCUCUCCAAGACCACUACCACAGCUUUGCUCCUCCACACAGGCAGUCUUGAGUCUUAUAAAUUCAGAUCAGGAUGCCGAUUCAAUUGCUGACAUGCAAGAGUGCAUGGACUUGUAUUUGCACAAGAAAAGCCAAGAUCUGAGAAUCCUUAGGUCUCCACGGGACGUUCGCAGUCGGAGGAUACUAGGAAGUGUGAAACGAGUUUACGGAGGGGCAUUCUCCGGCUAUUUUACCAACCCCGAUCAUCGUCGCCUCGAAAGUUCGGCCAUCGAUACAUUGAGAGAACAGGCAGCUCUAUGCACCUUCAGGGCCGGCAGCAGCACGAAAGGACGGCAGAAGAAGCUUUCACGCCUGGCGGACAAGGUCGUUCAAGCUUUGAAACCACAACUCGAACGUGAGGUGGGGGCACAAUUGAAUAGACUGGCGACACUGAUGAUGAGCAAGAGCACCAAGAUGCAGUGGAAUGUAUUCAACAAUUGCCAAAUGUUUGUUGAUCGCAUGCUCAGAGGCAAGGACUUCGAAUAUACCUACCCGCGGUUUCCGAAACAUUUAGACAACGCGAAAUCACGCGUGUAUCCAAGGUACCUGAUCAGCUUUGGAGAUGGCCUCGACGGCGCCAUUGUCAAUAGACAACAGUCCAACAGCUUCGUAUCGACCUUCUGCAAGAACAAGAGGGACCAAGCCGACUUGAUCGAAUUCAUCGUGUCUCAGUUUGAGAAACGACUCUUAUCGGAAGAAGCAGCCUCAUUGCCGGGAUCGAAAAUCCAUGAGGUGGCCGAAUACCUGAGGCCGUGGAUGACAUUGCUUCUAGAACCUUCGGCCCCGGACUCGCCAAACAUGGCUCGUCUUAGCGACGCAACAGCGAAUCUGCUGUGGGAGAUGCCGCGAGACACGCUAUCGAUCCUGCAGACGCACAUUUUUCGGCCGCCAUCCAAGUACACGAAUGCACGCUCCAAGGCUCUUGACCAGCUCGAAUGGCUGGGAAACAGACUUCUGGUCCUGCGGAUGCUCGACGAGUUUGCCUCUCUUGCAGGAGGUUUCGGCACUGCCCUCUUUGAGAUGUUCCGCAACGACCAGGCCAGUGUCACGGGCGUGAUAAUCCCCAAGUCACGCGUGUUUGGCACCAUCCGAGCGGACGAGAGGGUCAAGGUGAUCGGCCCCCGAUGGUUUUUGAGCUACUUCAUCAUAGACCCCAAGAACCCUCAGGUGGCUUGGCUCUUGGAUUCUCCCAAGUCGGAUCUGUUCUUCAAGGAGGUCAACCGCGCUCUCUCCAAGGGGUGGAAUAAGAUAGCCUGCGAGAUGGGUGGACCAGAAGGCGACAGAAAACUCCUGUGGGCUUUGGUUGCGACUCUCGGUCCAGUGAUCGAAUUUUGGUCAGCUACCUUCCGCGGUGCCACGGCGACUUUCAAAGAAGAUCUCGGGAUCAGCAUAAUGCCACAACUGGGGAUGGUCGGCGACGUCAUCCGAAUAUUGCGAUCCGUCACAUUCGGGCUCAUCAAGAAAAAGCUGUAUGGCCAAGAAGAUUGGCUGGCUUUUAACUUGGGCAUGGGCAUCAAUGUCUUGCAGCAGAGUUUCAAAAAGACAAAGACAAUUCGUGCUUGA